UUUUUUUUCAAAAAAUUUAAGAUAUACAUUUUCUUCCACCUUUAUCUCACCUUACAUGUAUCAAAUAAUAAUACUAAUCAAAUAAGAUAAACCUCUUCUCCGUUGUCACACACACCUAUAAAUACAAUAAAUCUCCACCCGCACUCAUACCUACAAAACCCCCAUGGCGGAGCACCACCGUCCCCAUAAAAAGAUCACGACGGAGCUUCCAUCUGACAUCCUAUUCUGCAACAUACUACCAAGGCUGCCGGCUGAAUCUCUACACCGUUUCAGGUACGUUUCCAAGAAAUGGCACUCAAUCAUAAGUUCGCCUGAAUUUAUCAAUUCCCACCUCCACCACAUCACCAAAAACCACCGUCAAAACCACCACAAACUUCUCCUCUUAUCCACCACAACACCAUGCAACGUCCACACCAUCGAUUGUGAAUCACCUGAAAACGGCAUAUCCAAACGUAACUACGAUGAUAACUACGAUGAUCUAAUAUUAUGGAAUCCUUUAACUGGUGACUACAAGAAGUUGUCUAAAUCCCAUUCUCGUAAAGAAUGCUACUACGGGUUGUAUUACAGUGAUUCAUACGAUGACUACAGACUUCUAUGUGUAACCCUCCAUCACCAUGCUUAUAUAUACUCGUUGAAAUCAGAUUCAUGGAGAAAGCUCGAUUCUAAGACUAGUGAAUUGAAACGUAUAACUUGUCUGAUUUCAGAAAGUUGGGGGGAGAGUAUUGUACAGAAUGAAAAAGUGUAUUUUUUAAAACAAGGCAAGAGAAGAGCUUUAGGUCAUCUGUCUAAUUCGAUUAUAAGGUUUGACACGAAGACAGAGAAGUUCAGAAAGAUAGUAACUCCAUGUUUUGGAGUUGGAAGGAGAGAUUGUUUGAAUUUCACGCUUCUACAUAAUGAUAGAUAUGUUUACUUGUGUGUGAUAUAUAAAGAAAAUUCUGUAGAGUUGAGUGCCAAGUUGUGGAGAAUGGAUGGAGAUGGAGAUUGGACAGAGAUUAUAAGCUAUCCGAUUUUGCCGAGUUUGUAUUGCUUUCAGAAGCCUGUGCAUUUGAUGAGGAAUGGGAAUUGGGUGACAUAUUGUUUGCAUUCUGGAUGUCAUGUGUACAAACUGGAUCCGGAGAGACGUUUUAAUGAGAUGUCAUACUCAAAUUAUGAUGAUGAGUUUGAUAUUCCUUCAAGAGGGAAAUAUAUUGAGACUUUGGUGUCACCGAAUCGGUAGAUGAGACUUUUUUUUAACUUUGUCGUUGUUCUUGGUUAUUGCUGAUUCAUUGUUAUGAUCUAAGUUAUUCCCAAGAUUAUGCUAAUAUGUUCAUCUAUGUGACUUCUAAAAAUUGAAUUUUAGAUCCAUUAGAUCCUUUUUAUUUUGUUCACUAUAAUAUGGGCUAAAUGUAACAUAUAGCAAUAUGUGACUGUUAUAGCACCCAACUUCCAUUUCUUUCUAAUUCUGUUAGGGAAUUAUACUUACAAUAUUUUUUCUUAAUAAGUCAUUGU
Molecule: messenger RNA, 1488 nt
Organism: Lactuca sativa (garden lettuce)
Lineage: Eukaryota; Viridiplantae; Streptophyta; Magnoliopsida; Asterales; Asteraceae
Product: putative F-box protein At3g24700
Molecular function (GO): protein binding
Source: RefSeq, a predicted model, not a curated record